Molecule: messenger RNA, 264 nt
Organism: Knipowitschia caucasica
Lineage: Eukaryota; Metazoa; Chordata; Actinopteri; Gobiiformes; Gobiidae
Source: the annotation of a GenBank genome assembly
AUGGAGCUCAGAGGGCGGGUACUUUGCCGUGGCGGUGGAGCUCAGAGGGCGGUGACUUUGCCGUGGUGGAGCUCAGAGGGCAGGGACUUUGCCGUGGCGGUGGAGCUCAGAGGGCGCUCAGAGGGCGGUGACUUUGCCGUGGCGGUGGAGCUCAGAGGGCGGGUACUUUGCCGUGGCGAUGGAGCUCAGAUAGCGGUGACUUUGUCGUGGUGGAGCUCAGAGGGCAGGGACUUUGCCGUGGCGGUGGAGCUCAGAGGGCGUUGA